GAAAAAUUAUUCGAACGUACUUCUACAAGGACAAGGUAGACUGCAUUAAAGUAAUAAAAACAUCACCAUCAUGUGUUGAUUUGUUGGUUAUUUAAUAGCUGCUCAUUAAAGAAACCUCUAGAACAUUACUCAUCCACAACACCAACGUUCCAAGUUGUGUUUUUUUUAUCUACACGCAGGUACUCAUCAAAAUGAGUUGCAAAAAAAAAAAACAGGUUCUAAUCUAUGCCGACCUUGUCAGUAAAAGCUAUAACUACGCCAUCGCGUUCGCAGGCUCGAAAUUACGUAGGUGCAUUCAUCGAUUAUUACCUGAAAUACAAACACUGCGUCCGGUAGCAUAAUUAAAAAUAAAAAUGGUGAACUACUGUAAAAGCAAGAAGUCUUUGGUUGGCAAGACUGCAAUUAUCACGGGCGCGAACACAGGCAUCGGUUAUGAAACGGCCUUAGAAUUCGCAAAACGCGGCUGCCGCGUAAUAAUGGCGUGCCGCAACCAGGAAAAAGCAAACGCGGCCAGAGAAAAAAUCGUGCAAGCAACCGGCAACGAAAACAUCGUCGUCAAAUCAAUCAACUUAGACUCCCUCGCGUCCGUGCGAGACUUCGCCAAAUACAUCAACGAAACCGAAGACCGCUUGGACUUACUCAUCAACAACGCCGGAGCAGCUCAACUCCCGGACAAAACCACUGAAGACGGCCUCCAGUUAGAAAUGGCCUGUAAUUAUUUCGCCCCGUUUCUUCUAACAAUCCUACUUUUGGAUCUGUUAAAGAAGUCCGCACCUAGCAGAAUCGUCAAUGUUUCCUCCGCCGCUGCGAAGAUGAUCCACAACUUAAAUCUCGAAGAACUUAAUAAAUACGGGGGUUGGAUGUUGUAUUGCAGGACGAAACUUUGUCAGAUUUACUUCACUCAAGAGCUCGCGAAGAGGCUGGAAGGGACUAAUGUUACCACGUAUUCGUUGCACCCGGGGGCCAUCAAUUCGGAGUUUUAUAAGGGUUCGGCCAUCGGGAGCUGGGUAGGUUCGAAGGUGUUCAAGACGUCUGAAGAAGGUGCCCAGACUAGCAUAUAUUUGGCACUGGAGGACGGAAUUGAGGAGCACAAUGGAGAGCAUUUUGAAGACUGCAAAAGGGUUAAACCUUACUGUGGGGCUAAGGACGAUGAGAAGAGGAAGAAAUUGUGGGAAAUCAGCGAAGAAAUGGUCGGACUACGACAGAAAUAGUUUUUAAUCAAAAAAUUUAUAUUUUUGUAAAACUAGCCUCCACACGAGGAUGAAUAGGAAAGCACUGUAUAGAAA
Molecule: messenger RNA, 1286 nt
Organism: Zophobas morio
Lineage: Eukaryota; Metazoa; Arthropoda; Insecta; Coleoptera; Tenebrionidae
Product: retinol dehydrogenase 11-like
Exons: 4
Coding region: 354-1211 (285 amino acids)
Source: RefSeq, a predicted model, not a curated record